UGCAUUUCGUAAACAAAAAUAAAUGUUUAUAAAAUAAUAAUGUCGGUACACUGUAGAACUUGUGGAGAACCUAUUUACAAUCUCAACCCCAGAAAUCUCUUCAGUCAUGAGAACAAAGAUAUUCGCAAAAACAUCGAAGCAAUUACAGGAAUAAAAUUAUCUUAUCACUCGCAUCUACCGAGCCAUGUGUGUUCCUGUUGUUAUUUGGACUUGAACCAUUCUAUGGCAUUUCGGCAACGCUGUGUGGUGACACACAAGCAUUUCAUGAGCUUAAAACAAUCAGAUUUCGCUGAAAACAACUUAAUUUCCAAACAAUCUCUGCUGGCCAUUGAUCCAUUGUUUGAUUAUGAUCUUAGUACUGAAGAAGAUGCGAUCAUUGAAUCCAAGUACACGACUGACUACCCCCCAACUACCAAUGUAUCAAUGUCCCAUAAGAAACUUGUCCAAAAUACCCAAAGCCAUCUUUCGCCUCGAGUACGUAUUAUGCGUUGUCGUCAUCCAAGUGAAGCUCUCGAAAAACCAAUUCGUCCGACAACAAAUCCUGCGGCACCUUCAAUCAUUUCAAGGUCGACAAGAAAAGUAAUUAGAAAGUUGCCUGAUGAAAUGCGAAAUGUCAAGAAAAAUAAGCCGCGUAUUGCGCCACUGGAGAAGAAAUUCGUUUGCGACCAAUGUGGCUGGUCUUUCCGUGAUCUGAGCAAUAUGAAGGAUCAUGCAGUGCGCCAUUCGGGCGUCAAAAACUUUGAAUGUGAAGAAUGUGGCUGUAAAUUCUUCACGCGACCCCUGCUCAUGCUCCACGUGCGUGUCCACCACAAAGGCGAGAAGCCCUUCGUAUGCAAAUAUUGCGGAAUGGCCUUUCGUAACAGUCCCAGUCGGUGCCGGCACGAACGGAAAUACCAUGCAAAGGAAUUACCCUUCGUGUGCAAUCUUUGUAGCAGGACGUUUAUUAGUAAAAUUAGCUUGGAAAAGCACAGAGAGGCUCAUGAUUUGGGAGAGAAAAUCUAUCGCUGCGAAACGUGCAAGAAGACUUUUAAGGGAGCCAUAUUUUUAAAAAAUCAUUACACUACAAAGUUUCAUCAGAGGAGAGUUAAUGAAAUGAUUAAAUAUGACUUGGAGACAGCUGAUAUAACAACGGUCACCGAUGGCGAUGUUAAUUUUGAUUUUUCAGAUUCUAUUAUUGAAGAGAUUGAAAAUUAAACAGGUGACCUUAUUUUAAAACCAAAGGCGAUUAAUUUCCAGAAAA
This is a messenger RNA of Drosophila grimshawi, 1240 nucleotides long. RefSeq names its product zinc finger protein 32. The record is from RefSeq and is a predicted model, not a curated record. NCBI's taxonomy places the organism in Eukaryota, Metazoa, Arthropoda, Insecta, Diptera, Drosophilidae. Gene Ontology annotation, molecular function: zinc ion binding; DNA-binding transcription factor activity; RNA polymerase II cis-regulatory region sequence-specific DNA binding. Gene Ontology annotation, biological process: regulation of transcription by RNA polymerase II. Gene Ontology annotation, cellular component: nucleus. Bases 40 to 1194 code for a protein of 384 amino acids. The transcript has 4 exons.